Vitis riparia (riverbank grape) is the source of this 2487-nucleotide messenger RNA. RefSeq names its product potassium transporter 3. Bases 42 to 2387 code for a protein of 781 amino acids. Gene Ontology annotation, molecular function: potassium ion transmembrane transporter activity. Lineage: Eukaryota; Viridiplantae; Streptophyta; Magnoliopsida; Vitales; Vitaceae. Gene Ontology annotation, cellular component: membrane. The record is from RefSeq and is a predicted model, not a curated record. The transcript is spliced from 9 exons. Gene Ontology annotation, biological process: cell tip growth; potassium ion transmembrane transport.
UUGAUACAGGCUUCUCUACUUCUCUCUCCUUCAAACCACCCAUGGCCCAAAUUAGGAAUCAACACAAGCGUGUUCUUCUUUUAGCAUACCAGAGUUUGGGGAUUGUGUUUGGCAGCUUGAGUACUUCCCCGCUUUAUGUGUAUAAAAUUACAUUCUCUGGUUGGCUGCAACAUUAUCAAACUGAAGAUGCAGUGUUUGGGGCAUGUUCUUUGAUCUUUUGGACUUUCAUGCUCCUUCCAUUGUUCAAGUAUGUUGUCAUCAUGUUGAGUGUAGAUGAUAAUGGUGAAGGAGGAACUUUCGCUUUAUACUCGCUUCUCUGCAGACAUGCAAAGCUUUGUUUGCUUCCUAAUCAUCAAGCAGCAGAUGAGGACCUUUCUACGUAUUUUAGUCCGCGUUACUCGAAUAGGAACAUACCUCCCUCUGUAUUCAAAAGAUAUGUUGAGAAACAUAAAAACACAAGGACUGGCUUACUCCUUGUAGUUUUGUUUGGUGCUUCUAUGGUGAUAGCUAUUGGUGUCAUCACUCCUUCAAUUACUGUUUUGUCAUCCAUUGAAGGGCUGAAAGUUCGAGUCAAGAAUGCAGAUGACAGAAUGGUGGUUGCUAUCACCUGCUUUGUAUUGGUUUGUCUUAUCGUCCGGCAGCACCAUGGCACCCACAGGGUGGGCAUCACAUUUGCACCCAUUGUGCUCCUGUGGUUGCUGUCUGUUGCCCUUCUCGGCAUCUACAAUAUCACCAAGUGGAACCCAAGAAUUUACCAGGCUCUUUCGCCCUACUACAUUUACAAGUUCUUCAGGAACACGGGAAAAGAUGGAUGGAUCUCCCUUGGAGGAAUUUUUCUAUGUAUUACUGGAACUGAAGCUAUGUUUGCAGACCUUGGCCAAUUCACAGCUACAUCCAUGAGGGUUGCAUUUUUUGUUGUCAUUUACCCGUGUCUAAUGCUUCAAUACAUGGGGCAGGCUGCAUUUCUUUCAAAGAACUUUUCUGCAGCAGAUAUAAGCUUCUAUGCUUCUGUACCAGAGCCCUUGUUCUGGCCAGUUUUUGUUCUUGCAAUUUCAACUGGGAUUGUUGCCAGUCAGGCGGCAAUCUCCGAGACGUUCUCAAUUGUUCAACAAUGUCAGGCAUUAGGAUGUUUCCCUCGUGUCAAGAUUGUACACACAUCAAGAUGGAUCCAUGGUAAGAUCUACAUUCCAGAGAUAAACUGGAUCCUUAUGAUACUCAUUCUGACUGUCACACUUGGUUUUGGAGACACAACCCUCAUGGGAAAUGCCUAUGGGAUUGCGUAUAUGAGUGUGACAUUGGUGACAACAUUGUUGAUGACACUGGCCAUUACCCUGGUGUGGCAUAAGACUCUCGUGCUUGCCCUGUCAUUCCUACUGUUCUUUGGAUCAAUGGAGAUUAUCUUCCUUUCAUCUUCUUAUAUGAGAAUCCAUAGGGGUGGGUGGCUUUCAAUCAUGUUGUCUUCAGUCUUCCUUGCUGUUAUGUAUGUGUGGCACUAUGGCAGCAGGCGGAAGUAUUUAUCUGAUCAACAGAACAGGAUACCCAUGAAAAGGAUUCUCUCACUUGGCCCCAGUCUUGGGAUUAUCAGGACUCCCGGUAUAGGCGUCAUCUACACUGAAUUGGCAACUGGGGUGCCAGCCACAUUUUCCCAUUUCCUCACCAACUUGCCAUCCUUCUACCAGGUCAUCGUCUUCGUCUGCAUCAAGACCAUUCACGUCCCUUACAUCUCUCAUAAGGAGCGCUACCUCAUCGGCCGGAUUGGACCCAAAGCUUAUCAGAUGUACAGAUGCAUUAUCCGAUAUGGUUACAAAGAUGUCCAUAAAAGUAACGAAGAUUUUGAGUACAACCUGGUGAUGAGCAUAGCGGAGUUCAUUCAACUGGAAUCAGAAGGCUCGAGAACCCCAGAUGGGUCGGUGGAUGGCAGACUGGCAGUCGUGAGAACCUCUGAGAAGACCGGAAUGAGAAUGGUAAUGUCAGAAUCUGCUAAUCUGGGAGAAAGCUACGGCAGCGGAAGCAGCAGCUGGACCGGGUCCGCCGCUCUGAGCAGUAGCAAGUCGGCCACUCUGCGGAGACUCCAGGCCUUGUACGAGCAGGAAGUACCAGCCCAUCUGAGCCGCAGGCGCCAUGUGCGGUACCAGCUGCUGGACAAAAACUACAAGCACCCACACGUGAAAGAAGAGCUGCUGGAGCUUGUGGAAGCGAAGCAUGCAGAAGUGGCAUAUGUGAUAGGGCAUUCCUAUAUAAAGGCGAGAAGAAACUCAUCGUUCUUGAAGAAGUUGGCUGUGGAUGUAGCCUACUCUUUCUUGCGUAGAAACUGCAGAUCCCCAGGUGUGGCCCUGCACAUUCCCCACAUCAGCUUGAUCAUGGCAGGGAUGAACUAUUAUGUCUAGGGUUGCUCAAGCUUUUUGCAUCCAUGGUACAUUUUGUAAUGCUUAAUUUAUUGAUUUCAUGACAGAGAUGGGCAUUCUUUAAAUUCCUCUAAUUUGCUUC